Messenger RNA from Pleuronectes platessa (European plaice), 1241 nucleotides. It is a transcript of the gene dhrs12, whose product is annotated as dehydrogenase/reductase (SDR family) member 12. The record is from RefSeq and is a predicted model, not a curated record. Lineage: Eukaryota; Metazoa; Chordata; Actinopteri; Pleuronectiformes; Pleuronectidae. The transcript is spliced from 10 exons. The coding region runs from base 131 to 1087 and encodes 318 amino acids.
CGGUUGUCAAACACAUGACUCGCUAUGCUACUACCGGUUACUACAUAAUCAGUUUGAGUCACUGUUAUGAAAACAGACCGGAGCUUCCAUAAGGAUCGAACUCUGCAGAGGAGCCGCUGCUUUACUGAACAUGUCGGUCUACAGGAACGCAGUUUGGUUAGUGAAAGGCCUCCAGGAGUACACCAAGAGUGGCUAUGAAGCAGCAGCGAAGCAUUUUGUCCCAGCUGACCUGGACGUGAACCUGAGUGGGAGGUCCUUCAUGAUAACAGGAGCCAACAGUGGAAUAGGAAAAGCCACAGCCCAGGAAAUCGCCAACAGAGGAGGAAUCGUUCACAUCGUUUGUCGAAACAAGGACCGAGCAGAGGCAGCCAAAGAUGAGAUUGUUGAACGGAGUAAAAAUCAGAACGUUCACGUCCACGUCGUCGACAUGUCCAUUGCGAGACAAGUGUGGGAGUUUGCCCAGAGCUUCUCACAAACCGACGCUGUGCAUGUGCUGAUCAACAAUGCUGGCUGCAUGGUCAACCAGAGAGAAUUAACUGAGGAGGGUCUGGAGAAGAACUUUGCAACAAAUACACUUGGUACUUACAUCCUCACCACAGCACUGAUACCUGCACUGAAGAAAGUCCAAGAUCCAAGAGUGGUGACCGUGUCGUCCGGCGGGAUGCUCACCCAGAAGCUGAACGUUGACGACCUGCAGUGUGAGAAGGGGACGUUUGAAGGCACCGCGGUCUACGCUCAGAACAAGAGACAGCAGGUGAUUCUGACGGAGAGAUGGGCUUCUCAACACAAAGAGAUCCACUUCUCCUCCAUGCACCCAGGCUGGGCCGACACACCAGCUGUCCAGACGUCCAUGCCAUCCUUCCACGCCAAGAUGCAAUCCAAGCUGAGGACGGAGGCCAUGGGGGCCGACACCGUGGUGUGGCUUGCUGCGGCUGCGGCUGCAGUCAAACAGCCAAGCGGACUCUUCUUCCAGGAUCGGAAAGCGGUGGCGACACACUUGCCUCUGGCGUCCUCCAGGUCGACACCGCAGGAGGAGGAGAAGCUUCUGGCUGCGCUGGAGGAGUUCGCCCUCAAGUUUAAACCUUAGUGUCUCUGCAAAUACACAAAUGUCUUUUAAAACCAAGCACUCCUCUCUAAUUGUAAUUAAUGUUUACAUAUUUGCUCCAUACGGAACAUCAGGGAUGCUUUUCUGUGAAUGUAUAACACUAAAUGGAAAUUUAUAAAAUGAUUUCAUAAAACUA